Messenger RNA from Morus notabilis, 1133 nucleotides. Its product is annotated as B-box zinc finger protein 18. The transcript is spliced from 5 exons. The coding region runs from base 329 to 892 and encodes 187 amino acids. Gene Ontology annotation, cellular component: nucleus. Lineage: Eukaryota; Viridiplantae; Streptophyta; Magnoliopsida; Rosales; Moraceae. Gene Ontology annotation, biological process: photomorphogenesis; regulation of DNA-templated transcription. The record is from RefSeq and is a predicted model, not a curated record. Gene Ontology annotation, molecular function: zinc ion binding.
AUUUAUUUAUUUUUUUUUGUUUAUCCUUAUUCUUUUCUAAUCGUAGUCCUUCUCCAUCAUCUCAUCACUAGCCCAACCAACCACCAACAAAGCACAAAGACAAAUAGCACUUAGCUGUUUGAGAUUUUUUUUUUUUUUUCCGUGAACUGGGUUUUGGUUUUGGUUUUUGGUGCCGAUGACAUUUUUUUGAUGUGGGAAUCUCAAAUGAGAGAUUCAUUUAUAUUUUUGUGUUAUUUUCAUUUGGAGAAAUGAGAAGAUUGGAAAGGUUGUUUAUUAGUAUUAUUAGUAAUUAUGCGAACAGGAAGGUUGUUUAGUAUUAUUAUUAAUUAUGCGAACACUUUGUGACGCUUGUGAAAGCGCUGCCGCGAUCGUGUUUUGUGCUGCUGACGAGGCUGCUCUUUGCCGUGCCUGCGAUGAAAAGGUCCACAUGUGCAACAAACUUGCUAGCCGGCACGUUAGAGUUGGCCUGGCUGAUCCCAGCGCCGUUCCUCAGUGCGACAUUUGCGAAAAUGCACCUGCUUUCUUUUAUUGCGAGAUAGAUGGAAGUUCCCUUUGUUUGCAAUGUGAUAUGAUCGUUCAUGUUGGAGGCAAAAGAACACAUGGAAGAUAUCUACUCUUGAGGCAGAGAGUUGAGUUUCCAGGGGACAAGCCUGGUAAUCCUGAGGAACCAGCAUCCCAACCCGCAGAGCGAGAUGAGGCAAGAAGAGGUCAAAACCUGGCUCCUCCCAAAAUGGUGGCGGAAGAGAACCAGCAAAAUCACGCGGUUUCUCCUGUUUGGAUAUUGGAGGCCAACAAUGCUGAUGGGCAUUCCAAGAGAGAUACUAAAUUGAUUGAUCUAAAUAUGAAGCCUCACAAGUUGCAUGAGCAAUCUCCAAAUGAUCAGGAUCAAUGAGAAGUUGUAUCAUCUCGAAGCAGCGGUUUUUGCGACAAAAUUAAAGCGGUCGAGCUAUGUAUCGUCAAAUAAAUUCGGUUUAGGUGCUUGUUCAAGUGAACUGCAAGUAAUGGUCCUAGAGGCUUUUGGAGAGUGAUGUUUUUUCCAUUUGUUGUAGCUUUACUUGUGCAAAGUUGGUAGUUUGAUAGCUUUUCAAUUUACUUUUGAAAAUUGAGAUAUAAUCGAAUGCCUAUAGUACUCA